AUGUCUUCAACGGUUUUGAGUACCGAAAUUCAUCCUAACUUGACGGAAGAAUCGAUUGAAUCUUUAAACAAAAAUCGCAUUCUCACAGUUUUGGACCUUGCGAAAACCGACGAUGACCGUUUACUGCGAAUUACAAACCUUAGCUUUGAGGAAAUAACCGCCAUCAAAGCCGCUCUGGUGAACUAUUACUCAGGAUACAACAUUCCAGUUACGGAUUAUUUCCGCUACCUUACUGAAGUGGUUCAACCAAUCUGCACUGGCAUACGGGGGUUGGAUCUACUGCUUGAAGGUGGUAUGUUGCCAGGACAUGUUCUGGAAAUUUGUGGCGAAUCCGGUUCUGGAAAAACUCAACUUUGCACCUCAAUCGCGCUGAACAUUGCCAAACGGCAACAGCUGGAUGUCCUGUACGCCGAUUGCAAAUGUGAUUUUUCGGCGAGCAGAGUACACCAGAUACUGACUGCAAAUAAAUAUACGGACCAGGAAAUUCACGAUACGAUGUCACGAAUUACUGUGGAACGAUUUUUUUCGCCAGAAAGUCUAGUAGAAGCAAUGGAAAGCUUCCGGAACCAAAUCGAUGAUUUAGAUAAGUUCAAAGUACUGAUCAUAGAUUCACUCCCCGCCCUGUGGUAUCUAUACCAAAAUUCCAAGAGUAAUUGCUAUCCGUUAGGGCUGCUAACCAAACUGAUUGGCAUACUACGAAAGCUUGCCACGGAAAACUUUCUUUGCAUUAUCGUUGUUAAUCUGCUGAUUUCAUCAGCAGAUGUAGCUAGACCAAAUGAUUCUCGACGAUUAACACAAAGCUUAAGGGAAAACGGGUCAUAUCCUGCUUUAGGAAAGCUUUGGCAAAGUGCUCCAACGACCCGGAUUGUAAUCAGUAAGCUGGAAGGGAACAUCGUCGGACCUGAACGACUGAUAACUAUAUGGAAAUGCAACUACCUAAAAACCGGCGAUCGGCAAAUGGUGACAAUAAGUGAUAAGGGAACUAGUUAGCUAUACUGGCCUUCGUGUUUAACGGCUUACUAGAUACAACUUCGGGUAAU
This is a messenger RNA of Sabethes cyaneus, 1040 nucleotides long. It is a transcript of the gene Rad51D, whose product is annotated as DNA repair protein RAD51 homolog 4. The record is from RefSeq and is a predicted model, not a curated record. Gene Ontology annotation, biological process: DNA strand invasion; telomere maintenance; reciprocal meiotic recombination. Gene Ontology annotation, cellular component: replication fork; Rad51B-Rad51C-Rad51D-XRCC2 complex; centrosome. The transcript has a single exon. NCBI's taxonomy places the organism in Eukaryota, Metazoa, Arthropoda, Insecta, Diptera, Culicidae. The coding region runs from base 1 to 990 and encodes 329 amino acids. Gene Ontology annotation, molecular function: single-stranded DNA binding; ATP-dependent activity, acting on DNA; four-way junction DNA binding.